AUGUCCCAGCUGUCUGACACUGUCGACGCCUUGAAACGCAACAUUGACGGAAUAUCGCAACUGUCCGACAUUGUCGACGCCUUGAAACGCGACAUGGGCAGCGAGCGGAACCGGACAGCUGCCCCGAUGAAGUGUGUUGGCGAGACAGUGUCGUCACAGCAAUGUCCAGACGAUUGGAGGAGACACCAGCGGUCCUGUUACCUGCUAGUGGACACGCCUGAAACAUGGCGAGAUGCCAGGGAAGAUUGUCAUCAGCUCCAGGCAGAUCUGGCGAGCCUUACUACCGCAGAUGAACAGACUUAUAUGGGAACACAGGUGGUGGGCGGCACCUACUGGUUCGGUCUGUCCGACAUUAUGGCAGAAGGCGACUGGCAGUGGGUGGACGGCACGGACUUUGACUCUGCAGUCACCAACUGGGCCCAACAUGAGCCAAACAACCUGAAGAAAGGUGAGGACUGUGCCCAGAUCUGGCAUAAUGGACGAUGGAAUGACCAGACAUGCACAAACAAGCAUGCAUACAUCUGUGAGAAACGGACUGGCAAGGCUCUUGCCCUCCUAGUGAGCCAGCUGGUUGAGGCUUGA
Messenger RNA from Branchiostoma belcheri (Belcher's lancelet), 582 nucleotides. RefSeq names its product C-type lectin domain family 10 member A-like. Bases 1 to 582 code for a protein of 193 amino acids. The transcript has 5 exons. Lineage: Eukaryota; Metazoa; Chordata; Leptocardii; Amphioxiformes; Branchiostomatidae. The record is from RefSeq and is a predicted model, not a curated record.